Messenger RNA from Adineta ricciae, 1920 nucleotides. The record is from the annotation of a GenBank genome assembly. Lineage: Eukaryota; Metazoa; Rotifera; Eurotatoria; Adinetida; Adinetidae.
AUGACGACAGUGACAAAUUCAACAUCUUCAUCGAAAGCUAAAAUUGUUAUCCCUGCGGCUGAUAGUAAAUCUAAUUCUACAUCGACAAGAAAGGAGACUUCCGAUAAAACUAAACCGGAAUUCAUUGUCCGAACCAAUUAUCCGGAAUCCAAUGCUCCAUUGGGUGUAUCGGUUUCGAAAUUUAACAGAAACCAUAUUGUGUCAUCGCAACAUCGUCUGUUAAUCAAAGGUGGUCAUGUCGUGAAUGAUGAUGGUACAUCACUUGCUGAUGUUUUCAUCGAAGAAGGGAUCAUCAAACAAGUUGGUCUCAAUUUAAUUAUACCUGGUGGAACGAAAACAAUCGAUGCUACGGGCAAACUCGUCAUGCCAGGCGGUAUCGAUACACACACUCAUCUUGAAUUGCACUUCAUGGGCACAAGAACAGCCGAUGAUUUCUAUACAGGCACUAAAGCAGCUAUUGCUGGUGGAACAACAACCAUUCUUGACUUCGUAAUUCCGAAGAAAGAACAAUCGUUAAUCGAAGCAUUUAAUCAAUGGCGUGAACGAGCCGAUACGAAAGUUUGUUGUGAUUACGGAUUACAUGUAGCGAUUACUAGUUGGAAUGAACAAGUUGGAAAAGAUAUGGAAAUACUUACGAAGGAGAAAGGUGUUAAUUCGUUCAAAGUCUUCAUGGCUUAUCCAGGCACAUUUAUGUUGGCAGAUGAUGAAAUUUAUCAGGUGUUUAAGAAAUGUCGUGAACUCGGCGCUAUUGCUAUGGUUCAUGCUGAAAAUGGUUCAGUUAUCAAAGAAUUAGAAAAAGAAAUGUCAACAUUGGGCGUAACAGGACCCGAAGGUCAUCUUCUUAGUCGUCCAGAAAAGGCAACUGAAGCGACAAAUCGAGCGAUAACAAUUGCAGAACAAACUCGUUGUCCUCUCUACGUCGUACAUGUGAUGAGUAAGACAGCAGCCGACAAAAUUCAAGAAGCUCGAUUGAAAGGUCAAAUUGUCUUCGGCGAACCGAUUGCGGCAAGUUUAGGCACGGAUGGUUCACAAUAUUUUCAUAAAUGUUGGCAACAUGCCGCUGCUCAUGUCAUGUCACCACCACUUCGCGACGAUGCAACAACUGCACCUUAUCUCAUGGAUCUCUUAGCAAAUGGUUCCUUGUCAACAACGGGUACUGAUCAUUGUACGUUCAAUGUGAAUCAAAAAGCACUUGGCAAAGAUGAUUUUCGUAAAAUCCCAAAUGGUGUCAAUGGUAUUGAAGAUCGUUUAGCAGUUAUCUGGACAAAAGGUGUUGAAACAGGCAAACUUGAUAUGAAUCAAUUUGUUGCUGUCACAAGUACGAAUGCUGCACGAAUUUUCAAUCUAUAUCCAAAGAAAGGUCGUAUUGCUGUUGGUUCUGAUGCUGAUUGCUUAAUUUGGGAUCCUCAAGCAACGAAGAUGAUUAGCGCAUCAUCUCAUCAUCAAGCAUGUGAUUUCAACAUCUUCGAAGGUUUACACUGCCGCGGUUUACCCAUUGUGACAAUUGUUGCCGGUAAAGUUGUCUAUGAAAAUGAACAAUUAAAUGUUAGUCAAGGCUCAGGAAAAUAUCUCGAAACCAUAUGUUUUACCGACUAUGUCUACCAAAAAUUGAACAAAAGAGAACAAAUUCAAGAACAAUCUUUUAAACAACGACGUAUUGAACGUGAACCUUACACAGGUGAUGUCAUAUCAACCAACCACCCAGUGACAAAUGGCGAUGCAAAAACCAGUCCUAAAAAUCAACCGAUUCCUGAAAUUCCAGCUGCUGGUUUUCAUAAUCGACCAGCAACACGUGCUGGAGGACGAAAUCUAUUUGAUUCAAGUUUUACCCUCUCAGGUGAACAAUGGGACGACGGAAAUCUUCGCAAAACGACUCGCGUUCAACAACCACCAGGUGGACAAUCCAAAGGUUUAUGGUGA